Molecule: messenger RNA, 7064 nt
Organism: Zonotrichia leucophrys gambelii
Lineage: Eukaryota; Metazoa; Chordata; Aves; Passeriformes; Passerellidae
Gene: NRXN2
Product: neurexin 2
Exons: 23
Coding region: 160-6132 (1990 amino acids)
Source: RefSeq, a predicted model, not a curated record
GGAGCGGCGGGAGCGGCGGGAGCGGGGCCGGGACCGCCCGGGGCAGGUGCCUCCGGACCCCCCCGGCCAGGCUGGGGCCGCCCAUGCGGCUGUGAGAGGACGGGGGCGGCCGGGCCCCCCCAGGGCCCCCCAGGGCCCCCCCAAACCCGCCCAGGCACCAUGACCUGUCCGGCCGCUGAGGGACACCCCGAACCCGGGGGCCACCGAGAGACCAAAGCCCACCUGGGCUCCGUGACCCACCUGGGCUCCGUGGCUCCAGAAGGUUCUGAGGGACACCAAGAGACCAAAGCCCACCUGGGCCCCGUGGUCACCAGAGGAUCCUUGGCCAGCUGGACCUCUGUGGUCAGCCAGGACCACCAAGAGACCAAGGCCCACCUGGGCUCUGUCACCCACCUGGGCUCUGUCGCCCACCUGGGCUUUGUGGCCAACCAAAACUUCGUGGGCAACCAAAACUUCGUGGGCAACCAAGACCACCCUGAGCCCGGUGCUGGUGGUGGCUCCGUGGUGCUGUUGGACUCCAAGAUCUCCCAAGGCUUUGAGGAGCACCUGGGGACUCGGCUCAGCCAGGUCUCUGUGACCCACCUGGCGUCCGUGGCCACCCAGGACCACCUGGAGAUGGAGCUGCCUCAGGAACCCGUGGCCAGCCGAGGUUCUGGGGGCAGCCAGGAGCACCCAGAGCCCGACACCAACAUCCCCUUGGACUCCAAGGUCAACCAGGGCUCCGUGGGUCAUUUAAACCUGAAGGGCCACCAAGACCUCGCCCCCUCCCCGGCCUCCGAGGACCCCCAAGAGCCCAAGGUCACCCAGGGUCCCGUGGACAACCAAAAGACCAAGGUCUACCAAAGCCCCACAGCCCUUCUAGAGGCCAAGGUCAACCAAGACCCCAUGGUGUGUUUAGACUUGAGGGUCCACCAAGCCCCCAAGGACCCCCGAGCCCCCCUGGACAGCCCGGCUGGCCAGGCCUUGGUGGCUCUCACAGACUGGAAUGUCCACCAAGCCCCGGUGGCCAAGCCCGGCCCUCCGGACCUGAGGGUCCCCAUGGGCACCACGACCAAGGGACGCUGCCUGGGCACCGAGUGCCACCAACCCCUCGUGCCCACCUGGGCCACCCCAGCCCCCUGCCCGCGUGCCCAAAUCCCCUCGGGCGCCCGCCUGGGGCUGGUGCUGCUGACCCUGGGCUCGCUCCUGCUGCCCUGCGCCCGCGGCUCGGCGCUGGAGUUCGGCGGCGCCCCGGGGCAGUGGGCGCGCUACGGGCGGUGGGCGCCGGGCGCGGGGGGCCAGCUCAGCUUCCGCUUCAAGACCAACGUGACGCGGGCGCUGCUGCUCUACCUGGACGACGGCGGCAACUGCGACUUCCUGGAGCUGCUGGUGGCCGAGGGGCGGCUGCGGCUGCGCUUCGCCAUCGCCUGCGCCGAGCCGGCCACGCUGGAGCCGCCGGCGCCGGUCAGCGACGGCCGCUGGCACGCGGUGCUGCUGACGCGGCAGGCGCGGCACGCGGCGCUGGCCGUGGACGGCGAGGCGCGGGCGGCCGCCGUGCGCUCCAAGCGGCCCGACAUGGCCGUGGCCAGCGACCUCUUCGUCGGCGGCAUCCCGCCCGACGUGCGGCUCUCGGCGCUGACGCUCAGCACCGUCAAGUACGAGCCGCCCUUCCGCGGGUGGGUGGCCGACCUGCGGGUGGGCGACGCGCCGGCCGCGCUGCUGGGCGCCCAGGGGGUCCGGGGCGACGGCGACGAGCGCUGCGCCCACCACCCGCCCUGCGCCCACGGCGGCCGCUGCACCCUGCGCCGUGGGGAGCCCCGCUGCGACUGCGCCGGCACCGGCCACCGCGGGCCCUUCUGCGAGGAAGAGGAAGAACCCGCGGUGGAAGGUCCCGCCCACCUGCGAGUCACCGGCCAAGGGCCCGCCGAGGUCGCCGAGGGGGGGCCCGGCCGCGGCGCCGGUGAGAUCCAGCAGGCAGCGAAAGGCCGCGCCGAGUACGUGGCCACGUUCCGGGGCAGCGAGUUCUUCUGCUACGACGUGUCGCGGUCGCCGGUGCAGAGCAGCGCGGACGAGCUGGCGCUGGCGUUCCGCACGCGGCAGCGCCACGGGCUCCUGCUGCACACCGGCCGCGCCGCCGACUUCCUCAACCUGUCGCUCAAGGCCGGCGCCGUGUGGCUCGUCAUCAACCUGGGCGCCGGCGCCUUCGAGGCGCUGGUGGAGCCCGUCAACGGCAAGUUCCACGACGGCGGCUGGCACCACGUGCGCGUCACGCGCAACCUGCGGCAGCACGCAGGGAUCGGACACGCUAUGGUAAACAAACUGCAUUACCUGGUGACCAUUUCCGUGGACGGCAUCCUGACCACCACGGGCUACACGCAGGAGGAUUUCACCAUGCUGGGCUCCGACGACUUCUUCUACGUGGGGGGGUCCCCCAACACCGCCGACCUGCCGGGGUCCCCCGUCAGCAACAACUUCAUGGGCUGCCUCAAGGACGUGGUUUACAAGAACAACGACUUCAAGCUGGAGCUGUCGCGGCUGGCGCAGGAAGGGGACGCGCGGGUGACGCUGCACGGGGCGCUGCUCUUCCACUGCGACCCCCCCCCGGCGCUGGACCCCGUCACCUUCGCCACCCCCCAGGCGCACCUGGCGCUGCCCACCUGGCGCCCGGCCCGCGCCGGCUCCGUCUCCUUCGAUUUCCGCACCACGGAGCCCAACGGGGUGCUGCUCUUCGGGCAGGGACCCCCCCGCGACCCCCCGGCCGCAGCCCCCCGGGGGCCGCCCCCGCCGCCCCCCGAUUUCCUGGCGCUGGAGCUGCUGGACGGGCACCUGUACCUGCUGCUGGGCAUGGGCGCGGCCGGGCUGCGGCUCCGCGCCAGCGCCCGCAAGGUCACGGACGGAGAGUGGUGCCACGUGGACGUGCAGCGCGACGGGCGCAAAGGCUCGGUGUCGGUCAACAGCCGCAGCACGCCCUUCCUGGCCAGCGGUGACCGCGACGUUCUGGACGUGGGGGCCGAGCUGUACCUGGGGGGGCUCCCCGAGGGCCGCGCGGGCCCCCCCGCGCCCCCCGAGCUCUGGGCCGCGGGGCUGCGCCUCGGCUUCGUGGGCUGCGUGCGGGACCUGUUCGUGGACGGGCGGAGCCGCGACGUGCGGGCGCUGCUGGGCGCGGGGGGGGCUCCGGGGGUCGCCCCGCUCUGCGCCAGGGACCCCCCCCGGCUGUGCGCCAGCGGCCCGUGCCGCAACGGGGGCACGUGUCGCGAGGGCUGGAACCGCUUCGUGUGCGACUGCCGCGGCACCGGGUACCUGGGGCCGCGCUGCGAGACAGAGGCGGCAGUGCUGAGCUACGACGGCAGCAUGUACCUGAAGGUGCAGGUGCCGGGCGAGCAGACCGAGGCCGAGGACGUGUCCCUGCGCUUCAUGUCCCCCCGAGCCUUCGGCCUCGUCCUGGCCACCACCUCGCGCCACUCGGCCGACACGCUGCGCCUCGAGCUGGACGGGGGGCGCAUGAAGCUCACCCUCAACCUGGACUGUGUCCGCGUGGGCUGUCACCCCAGCAAGGGCCCCGAGACGCUGUUCGCGGGGCAGCGGCUGGAUGACAACGAGUGGCACUCGGUGCGGGUGGCCCGGCGCGGGCGCAGCCUCCAGCUCGCCGUGGACAACGUCACCGUCGAAGGACAGCUGUCGGGCUCCCACACCCGCCUGGAGUUCCACAACAUCGAGACCGGCAUCGUCACCGAGCGCCGCUUCCUGGCCGUGGUCCCGUCCAACUUCCUGGGCCACCUGAGCGGGCUGGUCUUCAACGGGCUGCCCUACCUGGACCUGUGCCGCGACGGCGACAUCAGCUCCUGCGAGCUCAACGCGCGCUUUGGCCGCCGCGCCAUCGUGGCCGACCCGGUGGCCUUUGGUGGCCGCGGCUCCUACGUGGCGCUGGCCACGCUCCAGGCCUUCUCCUCCUUCCACCUCUUCUUCCAGUUCAAGACCACGGCGCCCGACGGCCUCAUCCUCUUCAAUGGCGGCAGCGGCUCCGACUUCCUGGUGGUCGAGCUGGUCAAGGGGUACAUCCACUACGUGUUCGACCUGGGCGAGGGCCCCUCGCUCAUGAAGGGCAACUCGGAGCAGCCGCUGCACGACGGGCGCUGGCACGAGGUGGCCGUGGCGCGCGAGGGGGGGACCCUGCACGCGCUGCGCGUGGACGGGAGACCCGUGACCCAGCACGGGCAGGGCGCCCGCGGGCUGCAGCUCAAGGGUGAGCUGUACGUCGGGGGGGUCAGCCCGGGGCUCCUGGGGCGCCUCCCGCGCCUCGUGGCCUCCCGGGGGGGCUUCCGGGGCUGCCUGGCCUCGCUGGACCUCAACGGGCGCCUGCCCGACCUGCUGGGGGACGCCCUGAGACGCGUGGGGGACGUGAGGAGGGGCUGCGAUGGCCCCAGCACGACGUGCGCCGAGGACUCGUGUGCCCACGGGGGCGUCUGCCUGCAGCAGUGGGACGGCUUCACCUGCGACUGCAGCAUGACGGCCUUCGGGGGGGCCGGCUGUGCCGAGCCGGGCACCACGUACAUUUUCGGCAAGGGGGGGGCCCUGAUCACCUACACGUGGCCCCCCAAUGACCGGCCCAGCACCCGCGCUGACCGCCUGGCCCUGGGCUUCAGCACCCGGCAGCGCGACGCGGUGCUGCUGCGCGUGGAGAGCGCGGCCGGCCUCGGCGACUUCCUGCAGCUCCACAUUGUUCAGGGGGCCGUGGGGGUCCUGUUCAACGUGGGCACCGAGGACAUCGCGCUGGAGGAGCGGGGGGCGGCCGUCAGCGAUGGGCGCUUCCACGUCGUCCGCUUCACGCGCAGCGGCGGCAACGCCACGCUCCAGGUGGACGGCGGCCCCCUGCACGAGCGCUACCCGCCAGGCAGCGGGGACAGCGAGCGGCUGGCGCUGGCGCGGCAGCGCAUCCCCUUCCGCCUGGGGCGGGUGGUCGAUGAGUGGCUGCUCGACAAAGGCCGGCAGCUGACCAUCUUCAACAGCCAGGCGCGCGUGCGGGUGGGGGGCCGGGACCGCGGCCGCCCCUUCCAGGGGCAGCUCUCGGGGCUCUACUACAACGGGCUGAAGCUGCUGGCGCUGGCGGCCGAGGGACACCCCCGCGUGCGGCUCGAGGGGGACCUGCGGCUCGUGGGGGACCCCCCGCCGCCCCCCGCGCCCCCCGGCGCCACCCCCGCGCCCCCCGACAUGGCCACCACCAUCAUGGAGACCACCACCACCAUGGCCACGACCACCACCCGCCGCGGGCGCUCGCCCACCCUGCGCGACACCGUCGCCCAGAACACGGACGAUCUGCUGGUGGCCUCGGCCGAGUGUCCGAGCGAUGACGAGGACCUGGAGGAGUGUGAGCCGGGCACAGGUGGGUGCUGCUCCGGGGCCCCGGGCACGCGCGUGUGGCACGGCCUGGCACGCGCGUGUGGCACGGCCGCAGAGCCCGGGGCUCUUCCCAAACCCCCCCGGCGGAGGUGUGCACACGCACAGGUGUGGGGAGUGCACACGCACAGGUGUAGGGGUAUGCAGGUGUUGCACACGCGUGUGAGCAAGGAACAUGCCAGGCUGCUCACGGCAAGGGGACACGCGGGUACGGGAGCUGCUCACACACCUGGACAGGUGUGCACACACCUGAACUGUUCACAAACACUUGGACAGGUGCACACACGCACACACCUACAAAGGUGUGCACACACAGACACACACAGACACAGACACACCUGCACAGGUGUGCACACACCUGAACUGUUCACACACACCUGUAUAGGUGUGCACAUACACACACACACCUGCACAGGUGUGCAUGCACCUGAACUGUUCACACACACCUGGACAGGUGCACACACACCUGAACUGUUCACACACACCUGGACAGGAGCUGCUCACACCCUCACAGACACAGGUGUGCAUACACACCUGAGCUCACACACACCUGAACUCACACACACACCUGAACUCACACACACACCUGAACUCAUGCCUGCCCCACAAACUCAGCCCCCCCCCACACCAGGGUGCCCCCCUUGUACACCCAGGUGCCCCCCCUUGCACACGCCCUCCCACCUGUGGCCCCGCCCCUCACCUGUGGCCCCGCCCCCCCACCUGCACAGGUGUUCCCGCCCAUUCCGAGCGCACACCUGAGCUCAGGGGCUGUGCAGGCCCCACCCCCACCCCCUGCUUCCCCUGACGGAUGGACACUCGGACAUUCGGACACUUGGACAGACAGGGAGGAUGCCCCGGUCUGGGGUCACCCCGUGUGACACCUGCGCUGUCACACCUGUGCUGCCACCAGGACCUUGGCGAGGACCCUCCCCCACCCCCAGUGUCACACGGUGACACCCCCUGGACACCCCCAGGUGUCACCUGGACACUGGAGACCCCCCCUGGACACCUGGCACCCACAGGUGUCACCUGGACACCUGGAUGUCCCCAACAGGUGUCCCCAGGACACUCCAAUCCCCCAAAACCCCAUUUGUGGGGGAGUGGUGGCAGCGGUCAGGGGAAGGGGGAGGAGCGGGGGACGGACAGAUGGACAUGGACGGACAAUGGACAGACAGUGGACGGACAAUGGAUGGACAAUUGACCAUGGAUGGAUGAUGGACAGCGGUCCAUGGAUGGAUGGAUGGAUGGGAACAGAUCCAGGGAUGGAUGCACGGAUGGAUGGACACACGGAUGGGUGGAUCCAUGGAGAGCUGGACCGGUGGAUGGACAGAUGGACACACGGAUAGGUGGAUGGGUUGAAGGAUGGAUGGACGGACGGAUGGAUGGAUGGAUGGACACAAGGAUGGACGGAUGGAGGGACGGAUGGACAGUUGGAUGGAUGGAUGGAUGGAUGGAUGGACACAAGGAUGGACGCAUGGAUGGAUGGAUUAGCAGAUUUGAGGUCAGAGGAUCUGAGGGUGCACAGACAUGUGGCCAGGUGGCUGAAGGGGCGGAUUUAGGGAUGAAUGGAUGGACACAUGGACGGAUGGACACAUGGAUGGAUGGAUGGAUGGAUGGAUGGAUGGAUGGAUGAUGGAUGGAUGGAUGGAUGGAUGGAUGAUGGAUGGAUGGAUGGAUGGAUGAUGGAUGGA